GUGGUGAUCAGAGGAAAAUUGCUGCUGAGCAACUGGAGAGAGACCAAAGAGAGAGAGGGAGAGAAAGAGAGAGAGAGCUCUUAUUAACAAAGUGUUAUUAGCCCGAGGUACAGUGAUGGUUCCGGUCAGUGUGCACUGAAGCGGCUGCACUCACUAUCCUGUUUAACCCAACUAACACAAACUCAGUGUCGUGUUUCAGUAGCUCAGCGCGCUGUUUGAGCACAUCAUGCUUAGUAGUGAAUAGUAAGAAUAUAGUUAGCUAGCCGGCUAGCCUUUGGAUUGUUUCCGACAGCUUAUAAGCAAAGGUACAAACGUAGAAAUACUGUAGUAGCAUUAGUUUCAUUGCUCGGUCUGGGUGUUAAAUUUGUGUUAUUAGAGAAGCAGAGCUUUAUGACUUGCUUUUUGGUGAAGAAAUAAACAAAUAAACAGCACUAGUUUGUGGAGCGUUUGGCUAGCUUGUUUGGAAGCUCCUUGGCUAGCUCGUUAACGCUGACGCUGUAAACGUUUUAUCUGACCUGUACACCUCAUUAGCGUCCUGUGGUUCGGUAAACACCACAUCCAGAUAUAGUUUAAGUCUUAUAUUUGGGCAGCAAGCGGACGCCGCGUCCAGCUGAAUGGCCUGGACGCACUCGUGUAAGACUCGGCGUUUGGUGUAAAAGUUAGCUAAUUGUAGCAUCAGCGGAGCGAGGAGAAACUUGAGGGAGGUUUGUCUAGAAGCAGGUGCUUGGAGUGUCCAAGACAAAAGCUAUACUUUGGCCUUCUGCCUCAGUCAUGGACAAAGAUGCCUGUAUAGAGGAUCAGGAAAAUGGCAAUAAAAUGAUCCACACUGUGAAGCCUUCUCUACUGACUUCUGCCUAUCGAUACACCAAGGAGGAGCUUUUGGAAAUCAAAGAGCUACCAAUUUCUAACGAGAGGCCAGAAUGCCUGUCUCAGAAAUAUGACAGUGAUGGAGUGUGGGAUCCUGAAAAAUGGCAUGCGUCAUUGUAUCCCUCCGAGUGUGACUUACCAGGAGAGGGUUACAAGAGGGACUAUGCUGAGGAUAGACCUCCCCUGAAACGUAGAAUUGCUGACCCACGAGAGCGUAUUAAAGAGGAUGAUUUGGAGGUCGUUCUUAGCCCCCAGCGCCGUAGUUUUGGAGGUGGCUGUCAAGUGGCACCUGCUGCCCUGACUCGCCGUCCCAUCAGCCCCCUUGAGAACAAAGAGAAUGAGUCUCUCCGUCUCGGGGGCACACGCCGUAUUGGAAGUGGGCGCAUCAUGGCGGCGCGUGGGUUCGAGAGGGAUAUUCGGGUGGACAAAGAAAGGGACCGUGAAAGAGAACGUGACUUCAAGGACAAGAGAUUCAGGAGGGACUUUGGUGACAAAAGAGUGUUUAGUGAGAGGAGAAGGAAUGACUCUUAUGCUGAAGAGGAGCCAGAAUGGUUUUCUGGUGGACCCACAAGCCAGUCAGAGACCAUUGAGCUUAUUGGCUUUGACGAUAAAGUCCUAGAGGAUGAUAAACGGAAACCUAAGCGCUCAAGAAAGAGGACAGAGUCUGUAAAAGAAGUUGAGUGCAAUGGUGGUCUUUCUGAGGAGGCACAGGUGGUCCAAGAGAGAGGAGCUGAUCAGGAGGUUCCUCAUCCAGACAUUCUACCUGAACAAACAGCUGGGGAUUUUGACUUCAACGAGUUCUUUAAUCUGGAGAAGACCAUGCCUGGCCUGGCUUCGAUGAUCGAAGAUGUGCUUGGUGAAGGGCCAGUCACGGCCAGCCGGUUCAGCCGCUGGUUCAACAGUAAUCAGAGUCCCUCUGUUAGCCGCUCCAGCAGCCUGCGCUCCACCCCACAUGAAGAGCUUGAGAAACUAGCAGAUCCACGCAGUAGUUCUCCUAGUCAGGGUCCUACACCCUAUUUCACGCCAAUUCCCUUGGAGGAGCGGAGAGAGAAGGUGGACAUCUUGGAGCUGCUCCAUAAAGCCAAAAUUGACCUUAAACCCCUUCUCUCCAGCUUAAAUGCAAACAAGGCUCGUCUCAAGGAGAGCACUAACUCUGGGGUGGUGUUGUCAUUGGAGGAGGUGGAGAGUGGUUUAAAGGGGCUGAAAGUUCAGAGUGAGCAGCCUCAGCCAGCCCCCAGGCAGCUGCAGGCUCAGGGAAGAGGAACUCCUUUCAUGGCCGAGCACCUGGAAGAGGCUCUUACAGGAGGCUCAGGGGUCAUGGCCCGUCCCCGUGAUCCUGACAUGUCUGCAUUCAACAAGCUUGUGAGCAGUAUGAAGGCAAGUGGAACCCUGCCCACCCAGCCCAAGGCCAGCACGAGCAGCCUGCAGCAGUCUGCAGAUCCCGCCAUCCUGAGCACCAUAACUGAGGCUCAGGUACCUGCCAUACAGCAGAAGAAUAUAUUCCAGGAGUUGUUGGGUGUUCAGGGAGCUCCACGGGCAGGUUCUCCACUCUUGAGUGGUCUGUUGGCAAACCCUGAAGCUGCACCUGCUUCAGCCCCUGGCCUCUUGCACCACCGUGGCUCCUCACCGCCUCUCUUUCCACACAGAGGUCCCAUUCAGGACUUCUACACUGGCAUGCAGACAGGAACAGGCUUCCCUGUUGGCCCACAACAAAUUCUGGGGGACCAAAUUCCUGAAAUGCACAGAGCGUUAAGUCCAGGCCCAACUCCACAACAGUUGAGGGCAAUGUCUAUGGGAGUGGACCAGGCAGACUUGGAAGCUGGAAUGUUCCAGCAGGAUCUGGCGUUACACGGUCGCCAGUACCAGCAAGGCUAUAACAAACAUGGCCAUGAUAAGUCCUUCCGGAACAGGCAGACGAGGAUUAACAGGUCCCCUGGCCCUCAUCUGCCGGGCAGAAAUUCCCCUGUCACUGCAGUCACUAGUAUGCUGUCUCCAUCUUUUACUCCAACCUCAGUGAUUAAAAAGAUGUAUGAGUCAAAGGAGAAGACUAAAGAUGAGCCAGUGAGUAGGCCAGGAAGUAAAGAGGACACAGCAAACUCACAGGAAGACAGUCCUUCCCCCAGCUCCUUCCUUGAUGGUGUGGACGGAGGUGGACCUCAAGCAGGUGGUAUAAAAGCCUGCUCCACCCCUGUAUCUGCCCAGAAUCGCCACUCGAAAGAGGCUGAGCGAGCCAGGCCUAGCUCCACCACAGGGCAUCACACUCCUUCUAUGCUGUCCCCAGGGUCCACUUCCUCUUUCCCCAGACCCAUUUACCCAGUACCGCUUUUGUCUCAUGUCCCCUUGGUUAGGCCUCCACCACCACAACUGCAUCCUGGUGUGGUACAGAGGAUGAUUGCGCAGGGCAUCCAGCCCCAGCAGCUUGGACCUGCACUCUUACAAACAGGACUUUUCCCCCAGACUGUGGAUCUGUCCCAGCUGCAGGGUCUGCCUCCUGCUCUCUUAGGCCAGCCUCUGUAUCCACUGGGCACUACAGGACACCCACUUAUUCCCCCCAGAGCUGCUGGACCACACAUGCAGUUAGCAGUCAUGCAACAACAGUUCCAACAGCAGCAGAGACCUAAUAUACACACAGUGCCCACUGGAACCCCGCAGUCACAGAGCCACAGCGCGCACCGGACACCCCACUCUCAGCGGCGAGCAGGGAGUCCACCUCUAGGCCUGGCCAAGUGGUUUGGCUCAGAUGUGCUGCAGCAACCACUCCCUUCCAUGCCUUCUACUAAAGUAAUCAGUGUUGAUGAACUGGAGUUCCGCCAGUGAUGACGAUCCUGCAGCCAGUCACAGAGUAAAGCAAGACCUCUCUUCCUCAUGGCCCUGUUUAAUUUAAAAAAUGUGAACUUUAAUUUCUAUGAAAAUGUACAGGUGAUGGAGCCCUGCGUGUUUUAUAUGCUCAGUCAUAAACCUUACAGUUGUUGAUAGCUGAUAGGCCUAGAAGUUAAGAGAAAAGUCCUGGACUACUUUUGUUUUUCCCUGUUGAAGCUGUCCUAUCAAAUUAUUUAGGGAUUUUUUUUUUUUUGUACUUCUCUUUGUUUAUUUGCAGUAAAGAAGUAAAUAAUGUAUAGGCCAGAAUUGUACAGACUAUGGGAAUUUUUUUCCUCCCUGUACAUAGCUUUUUUUUUUUUUUUUUUUUUGUUUUUUUUUUGUUUGUUUUUUUUGUUUUGCUAUGUGGAAGGUUUCAGAGUAAAAAAUGGGGCCACUGGGAAUUUUUUUUUCCCCCUGGCUGUAGUGGGGUUCUACAUUUUGCAGCCUUGGAUUUGGUCUGAGUGGGACUAGGCUGCACUGCUGAUGACUGGUUUGUAGAACAAGAGAUGCCCAUGGGUGUAUGAACAAUACUUUCCCAACCAAUACACCAUCUCUCAUGGAUAAGAGUAGCUGGAACCUGCUGGAGCUGAGCCCAAGUGGGGCUACAGUAUGUAUGUGCCUUUUUCCCCCCCCCCCUACCCUUUCUUCCUUUAUGCCCUCUCCCCAGCCUUCACUUCCUUCCCCUAGCCAGUCACUAAGAGAGAAGCACUGCGUUGAAUCACGUUUUGUUUUAGGGUGGCAGGGGUUGAAUUCAAGGAAUUGUGCUACUAAUUAAAAAAAAAAAAAAGCACAAUAAAAUAAAAUGUUCAAUAAAAAAAAAAUUCACUUUUGUUUUUUGUUAA
Molecule: messenger RNA, 4568 nt
Organism: Pangasianodon hypophthalmus (striped catfish)
Lineage: Eukaryota; Metazoa; Chordata; Actinopteri; Siluriformes; Pangasiidae
Gene: eif4enif1
Product: eukaryotic translation initiation factor 4E nuclear import factor 1
Exons: 19
Coding region: 772-3684 (970 amino acids)
Biological process (GO): negative regulation of translation
Cellular component (GO): nucleus; cytoplasm
Molecular function (GO): mRNA binding
Source: RefSeq, a predicted model, not a curated record